Molecule: messenger RNA, 495 nt
Organism: Lichtheimia ornata
Lineage: Eukaryota; Fungi; Mucoromycota; Mucoromycetes; Mucorales; Lichtheimiaceae
Exons: 2
Coding region: 1-495 (164 amino acids)
Biological process (GO): carbohydrate transport; transmembrane transport
Cellular component (GO): membrane
Molecular function (GO): carbohydrate:proton symporter activity
Source: RefSeq, a predicted model, not a curated record
AUGCUGUUGACUGAGCGAGGUGAAAAACAACCAUCAUCGCGUACAUUGUUGCGUGGGAAUGCGUUCUUGUAUUCGGUUGCCGCCUUUGCCGCGUUAGGGCAAUUCUUGUUUGGAUAUGAUCAAGGAGUGAUGUCAGGCGUACUUGUAAAUCAACGUUGGCUUGAAUUAUUUCAUUAUCCGGAUGCUGUCAUGAAAGGCCUUGUUGUAGCCAUCUUUGAAUUAGGGGCAUUGGUAACUUCAGUGAUAGCUGGUUGGGCUAUUGACCACUUUGGUCGCGUUGGGGCCAUUCGUAUUGGUGCAUUCAUUUUCAUCAUUGGCGGUACCUUGCAAACAGCUGCCAACCACAUUGCUUUAUUGCUGGUGGGUCGUUUAGUUGCUGGCUUUGGCGUUGGCUUUUUUAGCACUGUCAUACCCUUCUAUUCUGCAGAGCUUGGACGUGCCGAAAAUGUAGGUGCAUAUGGUAAAGGCUAUUACCUCAAUUCUCAAUUACAUUAA